Molecule: messenger RNA, 1012 nt
Organism: Protomyces lactucae-debilis
Lineage: Eukaryota; Fungi; Ascomycota; Taphrinomycetes; Taphrinales; Protomycetaceae
Product: 40S ribosomal protein S2
Exons: 1
Coding region: 131-919 (262 amino acids)
Biological process (GO): translation
Cellular component (GO): cytosolic small ribosomal subunit; ribosome
Molecular function (GO): RNA binding; structural constituent of ribosome
Source: RefSeq, a predicted model, not a curated record
GCACAAGUCUCUCUCCCCAAUUGUCCCUUUCGUAUCCGCAGUCACACGCAGCCAAACCAAAAAUUCAAAUUUCAGCGACGAGAAGACACCACACACACGAGCCAAGGCCUCUACUCCAUAUACAUCAAUCAUGAGUGCAGCACCGGCAGCAGCAUCAGCACCUACAGGCGAGUCCCGUGGCGGAUUCGGACGCGGCGGAGACCGUGGACGUGGAGGACGUGGUGGCCGUGGACGUGGGCGUGGACGCAAGGAUGAUGGCGAGAAGGAGUGGGUCCCUGUGACCAAGCUCGGCCGUCUCGUCAAGGCAGGCAAGAUCAAGACCAUUGAAGAAGUCUACCUCUACUCCCUCCCAGUCAAGGAGUACCAAAUUAUCGACUACUUCCUCCCCGGCCUCAAGGACGAAGUCAUGAAGAUCAUGCCAGUCCAGAAGCAGACCCGUGCCGGUCAGCGUACCCGAUUCAAGGCUUUCGUCGUCGUGGGAGACUCCAACGGCCAUGUCGGUCUUGGUGUCAAGUGCAGCAAAGAAGUCGCUACCGCUAUCCGUGGUGCCAUCAUCCUCGCCAAGUUGGCUGUGGUCCCUGUCCGUCGUGGUUACUGGGGCUCUAACCUCGGUGAGCCUCACACUGUCCCCGUUAAGGUGUCUGGCAAGUGUGGAUCCGUUGGUGUGCGUCUUGUGCCCGCACCUCGUGGUACUGGCAUUGUCGCUGCUCCUGCCAUCAAGCGUUUGCUGGAGAUGGCCGGUAUUGACGACUGCUACUCAUCGUCUGCUGGUAACACCAAGUGCAUGGGUAACUUCAUCAAGGCUGGCUUUGAGGCCAUCAGCAACACCUAUGCCUUCUUGACACCCAACUUGUGGAAGGACACCUCUGCAUCGCUUCCUGGCAACCCAUUGGAGCAGUUUGCAGACUUGCUCAAGUAAUAUCUCUGCAUAGCAAUCAAUCUCAUCUUCUGUAUGCCUCCUAUCCUUGUCUGAGCUCUACACAAUACUCUAGUAACUCUGCUCUCCUCUGCU